Molecule: messenger RNA, 786 nt
Organism: Vigna umbellata (rice bean)
Lineage: Eukaryota; Viridiplantae; Streptophyta; Magnoliopsida; Fabales; Fabaceae
Product: non-specific lipid transfer protein GPI-anchored 5-like
Biological process (GO): lipid transport
Molecular function (GO): lipid binding
Source: RefSeq, a predicted model, not a curated record
CGUCAUACCAAACACAAACAAUUUUAUUCAGAAUUCAAAGGAUUCCACAGCUAUUGCAUCAAACUAAGCAUUCCAAUGGCACAAGAGAGGACGAAGAUGGGUAUGGUUUUGGUGAUCAUGAGCAUACUGUGUGCAGGUGCUGCGGCACAAUCAUCAAGUUGCUCAAGUGCGCUGGUGAGCCUGUCACCGUGCCUCAACUACAUCGCCGGCAACUCCUCCAGCCCUUCUUCAGGGUGCUGCUCUCAGCUUGCCAGUAUUGUGAGCUCACAGCCACAGUGCCUGUGUGAAGUUCUUAACGGAGGAGCAUCUUCAUUGGGAAUCACAAUCAACCAAACCCAAGCUCUGGCCAUGCCUACUGCUUGCAAUGUCCAGACCCCACCCAUCACUCAAUGUAAAGCUGCUUCGCCAGCGGAAUCUCCGAAUUCGAAUCCAUCAGGAACUGGAUCCACAAACGUGCCCACCACAGAUAAUGGUUCGUCCGGUGCAAACUCCGUCAAGUUUUCUGCUCCUCUGCUGUUUCUGGUUCUGGCAUCAACAUGUGCUCCAACAUUUGCGACACUGAUUCGUUAAUGCGUUGGCGUCUCCUUCAGAAUGCUCUAUAUUUUUUAUAUUUGUUGUUGACUAUUGUCGUUUUGGAUAUCUAAUGGGGAUUUAGGACUGCUACUUAUUCAUUCUCGUUUUACUUAGUUUACCUGUAUAUUCUUUUAUCCAUACAAAUACUUUUUGGUUACCUAAUUUUUGUAUUCUCACCUUCACCAAUAAAUGUGGACUGUGCUUUGUUUCCCA